CGAGCGGAUCGUGCGUCUGUGCGUGGUUUAAAAAAAAUUAAAUGGAUGCCAUCGGCUACGAGAUAGGCGUCAUUUCCAAACAGUGGAUUCGUUAAGUUUUUCAUACAUACUAAAUGGUACUAAAAUCCAGUGUUAGUGAAUAAAUUAUUAAUUUGUUUUGCACAAAAUCGGUAGUUUCUUGUGUGUUUAGUGACGAAGCGAAUCGAAAAACGAAUUAAAGAUGGAUACGCCAAAGCGAAUCAAGACUAUUGCUUCGCAUUACAUUAGUAGUCCUCCCAAUCGUGUGCUGCUAGGUCCGGAAUCAACAACAUCGGUUGGAAAUAAUUCUGACUUUAUUCCUCAACAUCCCGGUUGGAAUUCUGGUGGAUGGCCACCGGAAACGCUAACAAGUCCAGCGUCGAAUUGCAGUUCACCGGAAGCGUUGUUCGGGAUAAUUGGGACUCCAACUGGAACAAAUAAUGGAAGCUCUAGCAAUAGUUGGAAACAGCAGACGGGCUCCAGUUCUGCGGAAAAGUCGGAAAACAAACGCGGACGGCCACGGUCCGAAGCCUUGACUACCCUAAUGGUUGAAGGAUCGAUUUCUCCAUCGGCCAUUAAGUGCCGCUAUUGCAACCGGGUUUUCCCAAGGGAAAAAUCACUCCAGGCGCAUCUCCGAACUCACACAGGAGAGCGCCCUUACCAGUGUGACUACCCCGGAUGCACCCGUGCCUUUACCCAAAGCGGCCAGCUGAAAACACACCAACGGUUGCACACGGGCGAGCGACCAUUCAUCUGUUCGGCGUCCAAUUGUCAGAUGCGUUUUACCCAUGCUAACCGCCACUGUCCGGACCACCCGUACGACACAUUAAAACGCUGCGAUGACUUCGUUAUACAAACCGUACCGGAGCAGAACGGCGAGGUACUCAAAUGGCUAGAGAAGUAUAGAAUGGAACGGGAAGAUCGAACGCCAACCCGUAAGACCCCAAAGCGAUUAAAUAACGCUACUCGAAAUGAGAAUGAAAACCAAAACCGUUCGGUAGUUAACAAUGAAAACUAUCUAGACAACAUAAGUGCUUUCCAGUCACCGAUAACCCCUCGGUCGCCAUUUAAGAGUCGCAAGGGUUUGAUGUGUGAGCUAGAUAUGAAUGCAGGUAUGGGAUUGACUGCAAGCCCAAUUACGGCUAAAACCAAACCCAACGUUCCGAAGCUCAUCCAGUGGCAGGAACCUACCAGUCAAGAAGAGGACGAAUCUGGCGAUGAAUCUCACGGAGCGCCAAUCCAAUAUUCAACUUUCAACCCAAAAAAGAAAUGGCUCCGUGACGCUUGGCAGGAAGAUCUGGCUAAACCACUAGAACCAAGUAUAAUCUCACCUCAAGCACUAUCGAGCACUACAUCAACGGUGGCUCUAAAGCAACAAUUAAACCAAGAAAGUAGUCCAUCGACUAACGAAACUAUAACGGUCGAUCCGAACCAGAUGCGUCCGACUGUAUUGAUGGUGGCCAGCAAAGACUGCGCCCGGCCGUUAGAUGAGCAACCGGAACCAAUACCAGUGAUCCGAACAGGUCGUCCCGAAGAAACAAACCGGAAGCUGCAGGGUGCUCUUGCAUUAAUGCAGUUAGCUACUGAAGAUUCUGCAACAUUCAUGGCUGCUCCUUUCGAUGCCGUGAACACUCAAGAAGCUACGAGUUUGAACAUUACUACGGUAUCAACUAGUUCACUACAAUCAAUUGAAAGUAAUCCGUACCUGGAGCAGCGUCCGCUUCGGAUACCGAUGCUCUCAUAUCGACCAGGUGAAAUUGACCACAGUAUCCCAUUCACGCUCGCUGCUGAAGCUAUCGCUAGCUAUCAUCGGCUGUAACGCUUUCCAGUUUGCAGUAGAAUACUUGAAUUCGAUCUCUCCAAUCUCCGUUUGUAUGCUGUUUAUGUAUCUUUCUGAGUUUUAAGUUUUAUGCUAUCGUUUGUAUAAUUCCCAAAGAUAAUCUAUCCCCAGAAAAGAAAGCGAUAAGGGUAUCGAUCGCACUCAGUAAACUUUACCCUGUGAUGUAUCUGUGUAUCAUAAUUUUUAAGCGCUGGUUAUGUCAUGAUAAUUACUAUUAAAUAUAUUUCCGAUUUUAAUCAUUUCGUACAACAAAGUGUUUGUAUAAUGUAUCUAUACUUGCAAAAAUAAACUAUUUCGUAUUGUUUAAAGAUUGAUAUUUAUUGUAUAAAGAGAGCACGACAGGUUCUUGUUAAGAGCUAUGCAAGACUAUUCAGUUAUUCAUUCUACGAUUAUUUCAACAUUUAGAAAGUUAAACUUAGGUUGUAUGAUAGUAUCUACCUAUCUACUAUCACUCCCGUGCUCUCACA
Sabethes cyaneus is the source of this 2325-nucleotide messenger RNA. Its product is annotated as zinc finger protein 1-like. The record is from RefSeq and is a predicted model, not a curated record. The transcript is spliced from 2 exons. Gene Ontology annotation, molecular function: DNA-binding transcription factor activity, RNA polymerase II-specific; RNA polymerase II cis-regulatory region sequence-specific DNA binding. Gene Ontology annotation, cellular component: nucleus. Gene Ontology annotation, biological process: regulation of transcription by RNA polymerase II; central nervous system development. Bases 221 to 1837 code for a protein of 538 amino acids. Lineage: Eukaryota; Metazoa; Arthropoda; Insecta; Diptera; Culicidae.